GAAGUGCCCGCGCACAGGGUAAACAAGCAGUCACAAGCAGCGGGAGCGCGGCGGCUGCAGCUGCUUCCAUCUUGGCGGCAGCGGCUCCAGAGCGCGGCGAAGAUGGGCGGCGUCCUGGGCCUCUGCUCCGUGGCCAGCUGGAUACCAUGCCUGUGUGGCAGUACUCCAUGUUUGCUGUGUCGAUGCUGCCCCAGUGGAAACAACUCCACCAUAACGAGAUUGACUUAUGCUUUCUUUUUGCUCCUUGGAGUGACUGUUGCCUGUGUGAUGUUAAUACCAGGCAUGGAAGAACAGCUGAAGAAGAUUCCUGGUUUUUGUGAUGGAGGGAUCGGAACGUCUCUUCCUGGUGUGCAUGGCCACGUGAAUUGCGAUGUCUUAGUUGGAUACAAAGCAGUGUAUCGUGUGUGCUUUGGUUUGGCAAUGUUCUUCCUUCUGUUCUCCUUAUUGAUGAUCAAGGUGAAGAGCAGCAGUGAUCCAAGAGCGGCAGUGCACAAUGGAUUCUGGUUUUUUAAGUUUGCUACAGCAGUAGCAAUUAGCGUUGGGGCUUUUUUUAUCCCAGAGGGACCUUUUACUACUGUGUGGUUUUACGUAGGCAUGGCUGGUGCCUUCUGCUUCAUUCUUAUUCAGCUGGUCUUGCUUAUUGAUUUUGCCCACUCCUGGAAUGAAUCUUGGGUUGAAAAAAUGGAGGAAGGAAAUUCAAGAUGCUGGUAUGCCGCUUUGCUGUCAGCUACGGCUGUAAAUUAUCUGCUGUCUCUGGUAGCUAUCAUCCUGUUUUAUGUUUAUUACACUCAUCCAGAAGGCUGCUCUGAGAAUAAAGCAUUCAUCAGUGUUAAUAUGCUGCUUUGUAUUGGUGCCUCUGUAAUGUCAAUUUUGCCUAAGAUUCAGGAAUCUCAGCCAAGAUCUGGUUUGCUGCAGUCUUCAGUGAUCACUAUUUACACAAUGUACUUAACCUGGUCAGCUAUGACCAAUGAACCAGACAGGAAGUGCAAUCCAAGCUUGCUCAGCAUAAUUGGUUACAACACCACCACUGUUCCAAGCCAAAAUCAGGUUGUCCAAUGGUGGGAUGCCCAGGGAAUUGUAGGGCUUAUUUUGUUUCUGCUGUGUGUCCUCUAUUCAAGCAUCCGGACAUCCAAUAACAGCCAGGUUAACAAACUGACACUAACCAGCGAUGAAUCCACACUGAUAGAAGAUGGAGUACCCAGAAGUGAUGGCUCCCUGGAUGAUGGAGAUGGUGUCCAUCGGGCCAUAGACAAUGAAAGGGAUGGAGUUACAUAUAGUUACUCCUUCUUUCAUUUCAUGCUUUUCUUGGCCUCGCUGUAUAUCAUGAUGACUCUCACCAACUGGUACAGUCCUGACUCCUCCUAUGAGACAAUGACUAGUAAGUGGCCAUCAGUCUGGGUGAAGAUCUCUUCCAGCUGGAUUGGGAUUGUGCUGUAUGUGUGGACUCUGGUUGCUCCACUGGUUCUUACAAACCGUGACUUUGACUGAGCAGUGCUUCUUCCCUGAAGUAUUUAAUUUUGCCACUUGUUUGAAGCUAACAGUAUUCCAAACUCGAAAUGUAGUUGUAAAUAAGUGUGCACUUGGUUACCCACAUGUAGUGUAUCCUGCCUUGUUCUGCAUGAUUAACUUUGUAAUCAUGUCUUUUUGCCAUUUCACUUAAGACUUUUUCUAGCCAAGCUCGCUGAUAAUUGCUAGGAUAUUGGAAUUUAUAGGAUUGCUCUAGAUUUAGUGCUGUGGGAACGGUAGGUUUAAAUUUGGAAACGUUUCUGUGUUAGUUCUCCGGUUGCAUUAUUUCUCUAAUAGCAAAGGGUGCAAGAAAAAAUGGCUUGCAACCUUCAUUAGGUGGAGUCACAUACAGAAUUGUAGCAAGCUGGGGCUGCCUUUGACAAUCCUUGUUGCCUUGAUUCCAAAGUCAGCCUUCAAGAAGUAUUGAGAAAUUAGAUCCCAAAUGGUGCAUGUUACACAUUUGUCUGACAGCUUAUAUUGCUUUGGGCAGAAUGUCUGACUUUUGGCAUGUAAUGUAUUGAAUGCUAAUUGCAGAAGCUUGUACAUGGGCUUUCUGAGCUGAUGUCCUCCUUGCUGCUAGUGAGAACAAAAGUUUUGUGUCUCAUUGCUAACAAGAGGAUAAGCUGGAAAACAAUAUGCACCUGGCACUGAAUUAAUCACAGUAUGAUGGUGGACAUAAGUUUACAAUACACUUUUUUUAGGGAGGGGUUUUAAUAGUGUAAAUGGGAUAGUGGUAAUUUAUUGUUGUGUGCGUCAUUUUUGGCCAAUUUAUAUUUGUUUUGGAUCUAAAAAGUUCUGAAGAGCUUUCAAACAAAUCAGUGAGGAAAGAUACAAGUGUUUGAAAAGGAUAGUUGGAUGUGGUGGCAUGUGUUGAUGGUUAGAAGUAUGGAGAAAAAGCAGUUGAAGUUACAGUAGUUAAGGAGUUUUGCAUUCUGCAACUAGCCACAAAAAAUGUUUCCUUGAAUCCAGGGAGUUAGAACCCGACCUAUUUUAUUAGCUUCUGCUUAACCUCUCUGCUAAUGGUCCCCGGCAUGCCCAUUGCUGGCGAUGGACUUGUACCUGGAAAAUCUGACUCUGGGUAUCAAGGAGUUGACUAUUGGGUCUGUUUUUAAAAAAAACAAAAAACUUGCAUAGUUCUGUGCAGUUUUUGAAAAGCUUAUUGUGCUUGCUGCUUUGUGGUUAAAGUACAUGAGCUGUGGUAUUUGUAUCUUCCACUGUUACAUCUUGAGACUCUGGCAGUCUGGUUGAGAGUGAACCUUCAGCAGUCAUCUUCAUGUACUCAUGUUCGGUGUUUCUACUGCUGAUAUGUAGCUAAUUAUUGUAUAUGUGUUUAAAGCUUUUAUUUGAAAUCUGCUGACAAACACUGAAUGGUGUAUACUAAGCAAGACUGUCAAAAACAAGGCUUAAGUUUUGGAAGCAGAUGAUCAUUAGUAUACAGUCCUUUUGAAUAUCUUAUUACCUAUCAAUAAAUGAAUUCAGAUAAA
Molecule: messenger RNA, 2990 nt
Organism: Gavialis gangeticus (Gharial)
Lineage: Eukaryota; Metazoa; Chordata; Crocodylia; Gavialidae
Gene: SERINC1
Product: serine incorporator 1
Exons: 10
Coding region: 103-1488 (461 amino acids)
Cellular component (GO): membrane
Source: RefSeq, a predicted model, not a curated record